This is a messenger RNA of Arachis duranensis, 1174 nucleotides long. RefSeq names its product glycolipid transfer protein 3. The record is from RefSeq and is a predicted model, not a curated record. Bases 160 to 858 code for a protein of 232 amino acids. The transcript is spliced from 6 exons. Gene Ontology annotation, cellular component: cytosol; membrane; cytoplasm. Gene Ontology annotation, biological process: intermembrane lipid transfer; ceramide transport. NCBI's taxonomy places the organism in Eukaryota, Viridiplantae, Streptophyta, Magnoliopsida, Fabales, Fabaceae. Gene Ontology annotation, molecular function: ceramide 1-phosphate binding; ceramide 1-phosphate transfer activity.
UGUGAUCAAAAUAUAGGAAGCUUCAUUGCUAUUCAUCUCUCUUUCUAUCUAUCUAUUUCCAUAUGCAUAUAAAGUAUUUGAUAAAAGUCCAAGCUUAGUUUUAUAUAUAUAAGAGAGAAGAGGAAGAGGGACAAGGAAGGAACAUAGCAUAGGUGAGAGAUGAAGAGGAAAAGGGAUAUGGAGAAGAAGAGUUCAGAGAUAAGCUCUGCCAUUGAAGAGUUAUCUAUGAUGGUUGUUAUUAAACCUUCUGCAGUUGGAGGGAAUCAUGAACAUCAUGAAGAUGGUGCUUCUGCUACAGAACAAAUCCCCACAAAGCCUUUUCUAUCUAUAUGUCACUUGGUUCUACAAGUUCUUGAUAAGAUAGGGCCAACCAUGGCUGUCUUGAGACAAGACAUUCACCAGAAUAUUAAGAGAUUGGAAUUGAUGUAUGAAUCAAACCCAUCAUUGAAUUCAAAUUUGGUUGAGAUGUUGAAAUUAGAAGCUAGUAAAGGCACUGCAAGGAAGAGGUGUAGUUGUAGUAAAGCCCUUGUUUGGCUCACAAGAUCCCUUGAUUUUGCCAUGGCUCUGUUACAGUCACUUGCAAAAGAUCCUAACAAGAGUAUGGAACAAGUAGUUGAAGAAUCUUAUGCUGCAACUUUGACUCCAUGGCAUGGAUGGAUUUCCUCAGCUGCUUUUAGAGUGGCUAUAAAACUAGUCCCAGAUCGCAAAACUUUCAUGAAUCUCCUUAGAGAAAAAGAUGAAACUUGUGAGGCCCUAAAGGAGAAAAUGCAGAUGUUGGUUUCUUUGCUUGUUCCUUUUCUUGAAGAUAUCCAUUGUAUUCUAAAAGUGUAUAACUUGGACAGGCUGAAGUCAACCUGAAGUCAAAUAAGAAUCAAGAAUCCAUGUAUAGUUUAUCUUUAUCAUGUAAAUGGCUUGUACAGUGAAAUUUGUAUCCAAACAACUCUGUAGUUGCAAGUUUGCAAAAGGCUGAUUAGCAUAGAAAGUUUUAACAAAUUAUACAUCAAAGUUUUGUUAGUUGAGUUUGAAUCCCAAUCUAUUUGCUUGGUGGAUCCAAUUUAAGGCUAUGCUACGUCCAAAAGGGGCAAACUUGAUUAGUUUAAAUGAUACGUGUCAAAAUUUGUACACACAAGAGAAGAGUGAAUUGUCUUAUUUAAGGCUGUGUUUGGUUGCUGUC